AUGGCAUAUCGCUCCACUCCCUGUCCGUCUGCAUCCGCCGAAGCCUUCUUGGGACGCCGAUUGCGAACGGAACUCGAUCUAAUGUUACCUUCUAGAGAUCGCACAAACGGUACGCGAGAUCUCAAAAUGGAAUCUCAAUUCAAUCGUCGAAAUGGAGCACGACGCCCCAAAUUGAGAUCAACGACGCGAUUUUUCACAAGGAUCAUCGAGGCCAGAAACCUUCUUGGACUCCCGGUUUCAUCACACACCGUGUUAGAAACACAACCUACACUGUUCGCUGUGGAAACGAAGUGUGGACUCGGCACGUAA
Necator americanus (New World hookworm) is the source of this 309-nucleotide messenger RNA. RefSeq lists its product as uncharacterized. NCBI's taxonomy places the organism in Eukaryota, Metazoa, Nematoda, Chromadorea, Rhabditida, Ancylostomatidae. The transcript has a single exon. The record is from RefSeq and is a predicted model, not a curated record. Bases 1 to 309 code for a protein of 102 amino acids.